AUGUGCUACGACCGCUACGUGUCCAUCUGCAAACCCCUGCACUACGGGACCCUCCUGGGCAGCAGAGCUUGCGCCCACAUGGCAGCAGCUGCCUGGGCCAGUGCCUUUCUCUAUUCACUGCUGCACACAGCCAAUACAUUUUCCCUGCCCCUGUGCCAUGGCAAUGCCCUGCACCAAUUCUUCUGUGAAAUCCCACAGAUCCUCAAACUCUCCUGUUCCAAAUCCUACCUCAGGGAACUUGGGCUCAUUGCUGGUAGUGCCUGUUUGGUAUUUGGCUGUUUUGUGUUCAUUGUUUUCUCCUAUGUGCAGAUCUUCAGGGCUGUGCUAAGGAUCCCAUCUGAGCAGGGACGGCACAAAGCCUUUUCCACCUGCCUCCCUCACCUGGCUGUGGUCUCUCUGUUCCUCAGCACUUCAGUGUUUGCUCACCUGAAACCCCCCUCGAUCUCCUCCCCUUCCCUGGAUCUGGCCCUGUCAGUUCUGUACUCAGUGGUGCCUCCAGUACUUAACCCCUUCAUCUAC
Molecule: messenger RNA, 519 nt
Organism: Melospiza melodia melodia
Lineage: Eukaryota; Metazoa; Chordata; Aves; Passeriformes; Passerellidae
Product: olfactory receptor 14J1-like
Exons: 1
Biological process (GO): G protein-coupled receptor signaling pathway
Cellular component (GO): membrane
Molecular function (GO): odorant binding; olfactory receptor activity
Source: RefSeq, a predicted model, not a curated record